Messenger RNA from Pseudophryne corroboree (corroboree frog), 3414 nucleotides. It is a transcript of the gene DHX16, whose product is annotated as DEAH-box helicase 16. The record is from RefSeq and is a predicted model, not a curated record. Bases 169 to 3276 code for a protein of 1035 amino acids. Gene Ontology annotation, cellular component: catalytic step 2 spliceosome; intracellular anatomical structure. NCBI's taxonomy places the organism in Eukaryota, Metazoa, Chordata, Amphibia, Anura, Myobatrachidae. Gene Ontology annotation, molecular function: RNA binding; ATP binding; helicase activity. The transcript has 22 exons.
GAUGUCAUCACUCAUCGCCAGUAUCGGCUGCGUAUAGUAUAGAAUAUACCACAUUGCUUGGUUUGGAGUGGGGGGAGCAGCAGGAGUCAUUAUUUACACCGGCUGCUCUGCAGUCCCCACCGCUCACAUAUCUGUCAUACAGAAACUGAGCCAAGGAAGAGCCUGAAAAUGGACGAGGUGGAGGCAUGGGUUAAAGAUCGCCUGCAUGACGUUCUGGGAAUGAGCGAUCGGCACGUGGCUCAGUUCCUGGUUGGCACUGCCCGGCGAAGUUCAAGUGCCGCUGACCUCCUAAGCCGUCUGAGCGACACUGGAGCCAUUGAUGUGACUGACAAAGUCCGUAGCUUUGCAGAUGAACUCUGGCUAAAGCUACCCAAAAAAACUCCGGUUGAACGCCCAGCCCGAGCCGUGGAGCGGGAGGCCCUAGCAAUACAGCAGAAGAACAAGUCUUAUGCUCUGCUGGAAGAUAGUGAUGAAGAGGAGGAAAUGGAAAAGAGUAAAGAUGAUAAGAAGAGGAAGAAGAAACACCUAAGGAAGAGGAAAAAAGAGGAGUCAUCGGACAGCGAGAGUGACCGAGCCCAGAAAGAAAAGGCGCCAUCACCGCAGGUUAUCUCGGAUGAUGAAGAAGAGCGAGAAGAGAUGGCACGGCUAAAGGAUCUGGAGGAAAGAGACGCAUUUGCAGAAAGAGUAAAGAAAAGAGAUAAGGAGAAAACCAGAAACAUAGUGGAAAGGUCAGAUAAGAAGGCAUAUGAAGAGGCACAGAAGAGACUCAGAUUGGCCGAAGAGGAUCGUAAAAAAAUGAUACCAGAGUUGCGGAAAAAGUCACGCAGAGACUACCUUGGGAAGAGGGAGAAAGAGAAGCUUGAAGACCUGGAGGUGGAGAUAGCGGAGGAGGAGUAUUUCUUUGCCGAGACCAAGCUGACUGCAGCGGAGAGGAAGGAUUUAGAAUACAAGCGCAAAGUCAGAGAUCUGGCAAAGGAGUACAAGAAAGCUGGAGAGAAGGAACGGAUGGAGAAACACGACCGUUACUUUAUGCCAGAGGAGAUAAGGAGUAAGGAAAUCCCAGACCGGUAUAUGGAACCAGUGACUGAAGAGCGUUUUGCUCCCCGAGAGGACCAGAGGCGUUGGGAAGAGGAUCACAUUGGCGCAGCGUCUCUGAAAUUUGGAGCCAAAGAUGCCCGAGCUCAUGGUCAGAAAGAAUAUGAGUAUGUGAUGGAAGAAGACGAAGUUAUACAGUUUGUCAGCUCAACGCAAAUGAAGGGGACCAUAGAGAAGGAAGAUGAGACCGUAAGGGCAUUGUCUGAGCUGGAAAGCAAGAAAUUGUCCAUGCAGGAAGUGAGGCGCAGUCUCCCCGUCUUCCCGUAUCGCUCUGAUCUUCUCAAAGCCAUUGGCGAGCACCAAAUUCUCAUCAUCGAAGGGGAGACUGGAUCUGGCAAGACCACCCAGAUCCCACAGUACCUGCACGAGGAAGGUUAUACCCGAAAUGGGAUGAAGAUUGGAUGCACUCAGCCUCGCAGAGUGGCCGCAAUGAGUGUAGCAGCUCGAGUCUCUCAGGAGAUGUCCGUUAAGCUGGGCAAUGAGGUGGGGUACAGCAUCAGGUUUGAGGACUGCACGUCUGAGCGCACCGUACUGAAGUACAUGACGGACGGGAUGUUGCUGCGUGAAUUCCUCACUGAGCCAGACUUGGCCGGAUACAGCGUAGUUAUUAUAGAUGAGGCUCACGAGCGGACUCUACAUACGGACGUGUUAUUUGGCCUCAUUAAGGACAUCGCCCGUUUCCGGCCAGACCUCAAGGUCCUGGUCUCCAGCGCCACCCUCAACACUGAACGGUUUUCCUCUUUCUUUGACGAUGCCCCUAUUUUCCGAAUCCCUGGGCGCCGGUAUCCUGUGGACAUCUACUACACCAAGGCGCCAGAGGCUGAUUACCUGGAGGCUUGUGUGGUGUCCGUCCUGCAGAUCCACGUCACGCAGCCCACUGGGGAUAUCUUAGUCUUUUUGACUGGACAGGAGGAGAUAGAGGCGUGCAGUGAGAUGUUACAGGAACGCUGCCGCCGGCUGGGCUCCAAGAUUGCAGAGAUGCUGGUUCUACCGAUAUACGCCAACUUGCCGUCUGACAUGCAGGCUAAGAUAUUUGAACCCACCCCUCCGGGUGCAAGAAAGGUCGUGGUAGCCACCAACAUCGCAGAGACAUCACUGACCAUAGAUGGGAUCAUUUACGUGAUUGACCCUGGAUUCUGCAAACAAAAGAGUUACAAUGCUCGUACCGGGAUGGAGUCUCUUAUUGUCACUCCCUGCUCAAAGGCAUCGGCCAAUCAGAGAGCAGGCAGAGCUGGCCGUGUUGCUGCUGGGAAAUGUUUCAGGCUAUACACAGCCUGGGCAUAUAAGAAUGAGAUGGAAGAUACCACUGUGCCGGAAAUCCAGAGGACCAACCUGGGGAACGUAGUGCUGCUCCUGAAGAGCUUGGGUAUUAAUGAUCUCAUCCAUUUUGACUUCAUGGACCCCCCACCUCACGAGACUCUAGUUCUGGCUUUGGAGCAGCUAUAUGCUCUGGGGGCCCUUAACCAUCUUGGGGAACUUACCAAGCUAGGAAGAAGAAUGGCUGAGCUCCCAGUGGACCCUAUGUUAUCCAAGAUGAUCCUGGCUUCUGAGAAGUAUGGCUGCUCGGAGCAGAUCCUCACCAUCGCCGCCAUGUUGUCUGUAAAUAAUGCCAUCUUCUAUCGACCAAAAGACAAGCUGGUUCAUGCGGAUACAGCCCGUGCCAACUUCACUGUGCCAGGAGGUGACCAUAUGGUGCUUCUUAAUGUAUAUACACAAUGGGUGGAAACGGGUCACUCUCUCCAGUGGUGCUACGAGAACUUCAUUCAGGCCCGCUCCCUCCGCCGCGCCCGUGAUGUCCGCGAGCAGCUUGAAGGUCUCAUGGAACGGAUAGAAAUUGAGUUGACAACGUGUGAAGGGGACAGUGUGCCACUGCGCAAGGCGAUCACAGCUGGGUAUUUCUACCACACAGCCAAGCUCAGCCGCAGCGGGUACAAGACCGUGAAGCAACAGCAGCUGGUAUACAUCCAUCCAAACAGCAGCCUGCACGAGGAGCAGCCCCGCUGGGUUAUAUACCAUGAGCUCGUCUUCACCACCAAGGAGUAUAUGAGACAGAUCAUAGAGAUUGACAGCUCAUGGCUCCUAGAGGUGGCUCCACAUUACUACAAGUCCCGAGAGUUGGAGGACCCGAACAGUAGAAAAAUGCCCAAACAACUGGGAAAGAGUAAAGAUGAGCUGGGCUAAACAAGACUCAUGAUUCAACCACUGGACUCAGGGAGAAGUGCUGGAGAACACAGAGGAACGUCAUCAUGCUGCAGCCUGUCUAUUUAUUCUAUAACACACAUCUGUACAGCUUUUGUAUAUAAAAUUACCAGGAACCUA